UUGCGAACGUUCGGAUUUGUCAAAACAAACAGAAAACAAAACAACAUUUGUUGGUGCAGCAAAAAUUGCUUCCAUAUAAGUAAUUGGCUCGUAAAGAUGUAUGAAAAAUACAUCGUUUAGCGAACGAGAAAGUGCGGGAAAGUUUCAAGUGUCCCGCUCGUGCUAUUUACGCCACUAGUUAAUGUAAAUAGGAUAAGAAAACGAGAAAGAAUGUUUCCGGAAACGUUGGUCUUUGCGCUAGCGCUGCUCAUCACGGGUGCCAUCCUAUUUCUGCUCAUCUACUACCUGAUUAUACUGUCCGAUUUGGAAUGUGAUUAUCUGAACGCACAGGAGUGCUGCUCGAAGCUCAAUUUUUGGUCCAUUCCGAAACUGGCUGCCCAUGGAUUUUUAACCUUUUUGCUGCUCAUUCACGGCAAUUGGAUCCUGUGUCUGUUGAACCUGCCCAUGGUAGGAUGGCUCGUGUGGGAACAGUACCGUGUGCCGGCCGGGAACAUUGGCAUUUACGAUCCGGCCGAAAUCCAUAACCGAGGCAUGGUGAAGAAGCAUCUGCGGGACACCAUGAUAGGAUUGGGCUUUUAUUUAAUCAUUUUCUUCGUCUAUCUCUAUUGUAUGAUAAUCGCCUUGCUGAAGGGUGAUCCGAUUAGACGGCACGAAGAAGAGGAAAUAGUGACGGAAUUCUAAAUACUCAGCCGCAACAGAAGCAUUUCGUACGAGUGUGUGUUGUAGUGAAGUAUCGUAAAGCGCUACGAAUGAUUAUUUUAUUUAUAAACCCAUUUAUAUAGCACCCUUAGCGUGUGAGCAUCUCAAUUGUGGCGAUAGUAAUGCAACAUAGAAUUAGUGAAAUUAUGAUUUCAAAUCAGUCAACUUCCUCUAGCCAAAGAAUACUCACAAGUGUAAGUAAUUUGCGUAAAAUAAAUAUGAAAUAAUUUGCAAAACCGUCUCACAGUACUAA
Anopheles funestus (African malaria mosquito) is the source of this 952-nucleotide messenger RNA. RefSeq names its product protein cornichon homolog 4 (gene cnir). Gene Ontology annotation, biological process: endoplasmic reticulum to Golgi vesicle-mediated transport. Gene Ontology annotation, cellular component: COPII-coated ER to Golgi transport vesicle; endoplasmic reticulum membrane. The record is from RefSeq and is a predicted model, not a curated record. The coding region runs from base 211 to 681 and encodes 156 amino acids. NCBI's taxonomy places the organism in Eukaryota, Metazoa, Arthropoda, Insecta, Diptera, Culicidae. The transcript has 3 exons.